AUGUCUCAGAUCUUCGAUCCUUUGGGUCUCGUAGGACCAGUAGUCGCCAGUGCCAAGAUGUUUCUCCAGCGAUUAUGGCAAUUAAACCUGGAUUGGGAUGAUGAACUUCCGGACCAGUUGCAAUCUUGGUGGCUGUCCUUUCGAGCAUCACUUGCAACAAUUAAGGGUCUUCGUAUACCACGAUGGAUUCGAAGCUUCGAAUCGGAUGAAUACGAGCUGCAUUGCUUCACAGAUGCAUCCGAAAAGGGAUACGGCUGCUGCAUCUACGUAGUAUCUGCUGCUGCUGGUUUCAAGACCAGUCAUUUGCUGAUCGCCAAGUCUCGUGUAGCUCCUACAAGUGGGCUAUCCAUUCCCCGUUUAGAGCUAUGCGCAGCCGUUCUGGGAAGCCAGCUAGCUGACAGUGUCCUUCACACAACAAAGUUUGCCGGAAAAUUAACAUUCUGGACAGGUUCCACUAUCGUCUUGCACUGGAUAAAUACACCGUCUUCCACAUGGAAAGUUUUUGUGUCAGAUCGCGUUGCAGAAAUCCAACGACUUACCAAGGGCUUCCAGUGGCGACACGUCCCUACCACGGACAAUCCAGCAGAUUAUCUGCAAGCGACCGAACGUAAGGUAACUGUGGCGCUUCAUGUGAGUGUUCCUGAUGAUUCUCUGAUCCAUGCAUACUCCGAACUUGCGCCUCUGCUCAGAAUCACCGCGUACUGCAAGCGAUUUGCCUUCAACUGCAAAACUACAAAGACUAAACGCAAUACGGGCAAUAUAACCGUAGACGAAUACGACAGCGCUUUGAAAACUCUCGUACGUCUCGCACAACACACUGCUUUCAAUGCAGAACUGCAAUAUUUAAAGAGAAAAAACCAAGCAAAACCAUCGCUAAAAGAUGUUCAAUUCAAAUCGCCUAUCAAGAAUCUUGAUCUUAUGUUCGAUUCAAAUGGACUUCUGCGCAUUCAUGGUCGUCUCGCUGAACUCUCAAAUUCAUACGACAGCCGUUUCCCGAUGGUACUACCGGCAGAUCAUCAGCUCUCAAAGCUAAUAGCUAGAUCGAUUCAUCAUGAAACUCUUCAUGCUGGACCCACACAGUUACUCGCAACAAUUAGGCAGCGCUUCUGGCCUAUCCGUGGCAGGGAUCUAGUUCGAAGGACAGUCCAUCGUUGCGUGACAUGUUUUCGUUGCCGCCCGAAAGCAAGUGAACAAUAUAUGGCGCCACUGCCUGCUUCACGUAUUACGCCAGCAAAGGUUUUCGAACACACGGGGCUAGAUUACUGCGGGCCGUUUCUCGUUCGACCUCUCGCGGGAAGGGGUGCUUCGGUUAAAGUCUGGGUCGCAGUGUACGUGUGCUUCGCCGUGAAAGCCGUUGAGCUAGACAUCGUUGCCGGGUUGUCAGCAGCCGCGUGUGUGAAUUCGCUUAGACGCUUCGUUAGCCGAGUCGGUCGUGUUCGUGUCGUUCACUGCGAUAACAGCACCUCGUUUAUUGGCGCGAUUCACGAAGUUAAGGAGAUGCGACAAAAGCUCAUUGAACAACUAAGAUCCAAUCAUUUAACAAACGAGUGUUUGGAGAAAGGCAUCGAAUUCCAGUUCAUUCCGCCUCGAGCCCCGCACUUCGGCGACUUAUGGGAGGCGGCAGUAAAGGCCUUCAAAUACCAUUUUCAACGAAUAAUGGGGUCUUCACCGUAUCACAUGGACGAUCUGCGAACUGCCAUCGCUCAAGCCGAGUGUAUGAUGAACUCUCGACUAUUGACACCGCUUUCCAACCAUCCAGAAGACUUAUCCGUGCUCACGCCAGCUCACUUCCUAUUAGGAGAACCCGCCUUCCGUCUCCCGGAACCAGACUACUCAAACACACCAAUUAAUCGACUCUCCCGAUUCUAG
Toxorhynchites rutilus septentrionalis is the source of this 1869-nucleotide messenger RNA. RefSeq lists its product as uncharacterized. Gene Ontology annotation, molecular function: nucleic acid binding. The coding region runs from base 1 to 1869 and encodes 622 amino acids. The transcript is spliced from 2 exons. NCBI's taxonomy places the organism in Eukaryota, Metazoa, Arthropoda, Insecta, Diptera, Culicidae. Gene Ontology annotation, biological process: DNA integration. The record is from RefSeq and is a predicted model, not a curated record.